AUGGAGUUCUCAAUCGAAGUGGGCGGCGAGGCCAAUCCGCUCACCGAGACCAACAUUGUACGAACGCUGCAAUCGGCCUCGUCUUCAGAUCCACAACAGAUUCAAACCGGAACCAAACAGCUGAGCCAGUGGGAAAAAUCGCCAAGCUACUAUGUGCACCUUCAAAGCGCAUACAUCGAUACGAGACUGCCUGAAGAAGUGCGAUUCUUAGCCAUCAUCGCGCUCAAAAAUGGAGUCGACAAGUAUUGGCGAAAGACGGCGACCAAUGCGGUGUCGAAAGAAGACAAGCAAGUUAUUCGAUCUCGAUUGGUGGGCAGUCUCUUGKGGGAGGUGAAAGACAAUCUGGCUCGACAAAAUGCCCUCUUCAUUGCCAAAAUCGCUAGAUACGAGUUUCCAAAUGACUGGCCGGGAGCGAUUUCAGAUUUCCUUGGUGUCCUGCAAACCUCAGACCCGCUGCAUGUCAAAAGAGCACUUCUUGCACUUUUGAACAUCGUCAAGGAACUCUCGACUGCCAGGCUACAACUCAGUCGCCGUCAGCUACAAGCCGCAGCUCCUGAGAUCAUUUCGGUCGUUGGUGGUCUAUACGCGCGCGCAGUGGAAAGGUGGCGCAACGGAGAACUGGAACAGAUGGAGUUGAGUAUCAUCGCUGUUGAACUGGCAGGGCGACUGCUUAUUGCCGGGUAUGAUCACCCGAACCGAGAUGCCACGGCAGCAUCGUUCUGGGGCCUCACGAUCGAUCACCUCGCUGCGUUCAUCCCACUACUAAACAGCAUCAACCCAGAAAUGCAAAACCACGAGAUGCUGUUCAGCCAAGUGGGAGGUCACAUUGUGCAGCUCGCCAAACUUCACAACGAAAUGUCCAAGACCCACCCCGCAGCUUUCGUAUUGCUGCCAAACUCGCUUGAGCUUUCGCUAUCUUACUGGAGUUUGAUCAAAGAGGUUGGGAAAGACUUCGGCUCUAAGGAAGCUGUCUCGUUUGACCAGCAAUCUCGUGGCGGCUUCCUUGCCGAUAAGAAGCAGCUUUCAGAGACGAUCGCUCUCAAAGGACUGCUCAUCAUCCGUGCGUGCGUCAAAAUGGUCCACAAUCCAGCGCUGAACUUCAAGACCAGAACUCCGGAAGACAAAGAGGAGAAGACGCAGGCCACCAAGAGCGUGCGAGAGAAUAUACUAACAGAGGCGUUCAUCCGCGAGGCUAUGAAUGUUCUCGUGACGCAAUUCUUCGUUUUCAAGGCCAGCGAUUUGCACGAAUGGCUUGAAGAACCUGAGGAGUGGGAGAAGCGCGAAGAAGGAGAGGGCGAAGACUGGGAGUUCUCCGUUCGCUCCUGCUCGGAGAAGCUCUUCCUCGACCUGGCCAUCAACUACAAGGAGAUUGUUGUCGAGCCACUGCUUAGUGUCUUCUACUCCGUGGCAAAAGUCGAAUAUGAAGACAUUAUGUUCAAGGAUUCGGUGUACACGGCGAUUGGGUUGGCUGCACCGGUCAUUCACGAACACGUUGACUUCGACGCCUUCAUACGGGAUGUUCUCGUGGGUGAUGUGCAAAAGGAAAAGCCUGGAUACUACAUCCUACGGCGAAGAGUGACCAUUCUGCUGGGCCAAUGGUGCACUGUGAAGAUUUCACAGGCUGCUCGGCCAAUUGUUUACCAGAUCUUCCAACAUCUUCUCAACCCGGACGACGCCCUCAACGAUGAGGUUGUCCGAAUUUCAGCUGGCAGACAGCUGGCCCAUGUCGCCAACGACUGGGACUUUGAAGCCGAGCAGUUUCUGCCGUACGCUGAAACGAUACUCACUCAUCUGAUGCAGCUCAUUCAGUCUGUUGAGUCAACAGAGACUAAACUGACAAUGCUCAACACUAUUAGUAUUAUGGUUGAGAGAUUGGACUCGCACAUUACACCUUUCGCCGAGCGUAUUGUCAACCUUCUGCCACCUCUGUGGGAGCAGUCUGGGGAGGAGCACAUGAUGAAGACGGCACUUCUCACAAUCCUUACAAGGCUGGUGAAUGCCAUGAAGGAGAAAUCGCUCCCGAUGCACUCGAUGGUAUAUCCAAUCAUCCAGGGUGCUGUUGAGGCGGAUUCCAAGACACAGCUGUAUCUGCUUGAGGAUGCUCUUGAGCUGUGGGGUGCGAUUCUGCAACAGACGCCUUCGGAAGCUGCAUCUUCUGGGCUGCUUGACCUCGUGCCUUUCUUGAAUCAGAUUUUUGAAUUCGCUUCAGAGAGCCUGCACAAGUCGUUGGAUAUCACCGAAUCAUACCUCAUACUCUCUCCGCAAUACAUGCUAUCAGCUGCUGUGAGAGGACCUUUAUUGGUGGCACUUUCAGAUCUGCUCGCAACUCUUGGACCAACCUCGAAUGGCACAGUUUGUAAUCUGGUGGAAACGAUGCUACGGAUUUCUACACAACCAGAAGUGGCGGUCAAUCUACCUCUUGGGGAAUUCAACAAUGCGACAGCCUCCCUCAUCAUCGACCUUGCAAGAACGAGGGAUUCAGCAGGCGAUGUCGGAUUCUUCCCAAAGCUCCUCCGUGGUCUUCGAGGGAGUUAUAUCGCUCACUGUACCACCGGCCCACUUGCAAAGGACCCUCCAGUGGAUGGGAUCGUCGAGACUGACUACUUUGCCAUUCUCGCGCGAGCAAUUACCGGCUCCCUGGACGGCUUCUUCCGUGCUGUGAGGGAGUCUUCAAACGGAGAGCAGCUGGAGGUGACGAUGGAGUGGCUUCUCGAGGAGUGGUUCUCCCAUUUUGAGACCAUUGGCAGCCCUUCUCGACGCAAGCUUAUGUGCAUAGCGUUAACGAAGUUGCUGGAGACGAAUCAGCCCUUUAUCCUCCUCAGCCUACAAUCACUCAUGUCCAUGUGGACAGAUGUGGUGAGCGAGUUGAGAGRGGACGAGGCAGAUACCAAAGGCGACUCGCUCGUAUAUGCUGAGGUGGCAGGUGAGACGUCCGAAGCGCCCGAGGAUACAAGACGCCGGGUCUUGACUUUGACGGAUGAGGUUCACACGAUCGACGUGACGGACUUUAUCAAGCAUCAUCUGCAGCAGGUUAUUGAGGCUUCCGGGGGCUGGGAGCAGUUUCAAGAGCAGUGGUUGGGGAAUGUGGAUAAGGAAGUCGUUGAGGGUUUCUCUAAGCUGGGGAUCAUGUAG
This is a messenger RNA of Ramularia collo-cygni, 3132 nucleotides long. RefSeq names its product related to nuclear transport receptor KAP120 (importin beta superfamily). Gene Ontology annotation, biological process: protein import into nucleus. Lineage: Eukaryota; Fungi; Ascomycota; Dothideomycetes; Mycosphaerellales; Mycosphaerellaceae. Gene Ontology annotation, cellular component: nuclear envelope; cytosol. The transcript is spliced from 4 exons. Gene Ontology annotation, molecular function: small GTPase binding. The coding region runs from base 1 to 3132 and encodes 1043 amino acids. The record is from RefSeq and is a predicted model, not a curated record.